Doryrhamphus excisus (bluestripe pipefish) is the source of this 2286-nucleotide messenger RNA. The record is from RefSeq and is a predicted model, not a curated record. NCBI's taxonomy places the organism in Eukaryota, Metazoa, Chordata, Actinopteri, Syngnathiformes, Syngnathidae.
AUGGCGGGACCCACUCCUGGUAGCCCAGGGACCACUGUGAGCCCAGGAACCACCACUGGCCCAGGCACCACUGUGAUGACAGCGACUGCUGCACUACAAAGAUCCGCAGAGGCAGCAGUUGCAGCAGCCACAACAGCCACGGCAGCAGCGGCAGCAGUAGCGGGAGCAGCUGUGGUGGCAACAGCUGCCACUUCAGGUGGAUUCUCAGCAGCAAACGUGGCAGGAACUGUUUCAUCAGCUGCAGACGAAGCAGCUGCUGCUUCAUCUUCUCUUUUACAAGGCACAAUAAACGCAUCAACAGCAGCACAAGCGGCAGUAGAUGCAGCAAAUGAGGCUGAGACGGCUGCAGCAACAGCAGCAGAAGUGGCAGCAGCAGCAACAGGAGACAUGGCCAGUCUUGCAAAUAAUCUAUCCAUUGCAGCAGCAAAUGCAUCAUCUGCAGCGAGAGCAGCAGCAGAUGCUGCAGUCUUAGCAGCAAACCUUACAGAAUCUGGAAACAUAACAGCUAACGCACCACUUAUCAUAGAAGCUGCAAGAAAUGCCAGCCAAGAGGCUCUAGUGGCUGCACAAGCCCUCAGAGCAUUACUCAAUUCCUCAGCCCUUCCAGCAGCAACAGCGGCCACUGUAAGAGAAGCGUUAGUGUCAGCUGAAACUGCUGCUGAACUGGCAAAUGAAACGGCAGCCCAGGCCUUACAGGCACUGGACACAGCAGAACAAGCACUGGCACCAGGCGCAGGAAGUACGGAAGCGGAAUUAGCUGCAGCAUUAGCCGUAGAACAAGUACAAAAUGCCGCAGAUUUGGCAAGAGAAUCCACAGAGGUGGUAUCACAGGCUGUGGAAGCACUUCCUACAAUUGAUGCUGAGGUUGCCGAAGCUUCAGCAGCAGCCUCCUUAGCAGCAGCAGCAACGGCCCUCGCAGCCUCAGCAGCAGCAGCUACUGGUGCAGAUCUAACGGACCAAGUCAACACUGCCCUUCUAAGGGCAGAUGAAGCAUCUACAGCUGCUGCGUUAGUUGCCGAUGGACAAGCAGAUCCACAAACAGCUGCAGAUCUAGCUAGAAGCACCGCAAGUAAUGCAGCAGAUGCAGCACAAUCUGUUGCUCUGGCAGCACUUGGAGCUUCAUCACCAGGAAGCGUUGAAGAAGAGCUAGCAAUGCAAUCGCUAGCUGCGGCGGCGGCAGCCAGACAAGCGGCGAUGGCAAACCCUGGUGAACUUGAUGUUGCUGCAAGAGAAGUUGUGGACGUAUCAAGGGAGUCUUCAGAACUAUUUUCAGAGCUCUCUAGUCAGGUCCCAUCCAACCUGACUGGUGAAAUGUUAGCAGCACUUCAGAACGCAGAAGAAGUUGCCUCAUUCGCAGAAUCUACGGGAUUAAUCGCAGAAACGGUGAGCAGUAGUGUAGACCCGCAAGCCGCUGCACAAGCUGCUGCAAGAGCUUCAUCAUUAGCAGUGCAAGCAGCAGAUGAAAUGGUGGAACCCCUUUCUGCACCACAGAGUCCUGGUACACAAUCCCCUCUUGAUUUGGCCCAAGAAGCAGUGGUGGCUAGCUUAACGGCCUCAGCUGCAGCAGCCACGGCUACUACCUCGGCAGCAGCAGCAGCAACUGCAUCAUCAGCCAUCCCCACAGCCAGGAGCGCAUCGACGGCCGCCAGCGAAGCAGCGAGUGCCGCCACAUCACUGACCGCUGGUCAGGAAUCAACGGACUUUGCGGUGCUUGAAGCAAACGAAGCAGCCGGAGCAGCUGAAAAUGCGGCCGAUGCUGCCAUGACGGCAGCACAAACAUCUGGAUCGACCCUGGAAGAGCAGCUGGCAGGAUUAGCCGAGGACUCAGCCAGAACAGCGACAAAGGCGGCAACCGCUGCACAGAUGGCAGCCACUGUCCCAGCAACAGAGCAAAUGCUAUCGGACGCCCUGGCAGUUGCCACAGAAGUAGCCACAGAAUCUGCAGAUCUGACACAACAGUUGGAAGAUUUACUGUCAAGUGCAUCACCACAAACUAUCGUGGAGCGUGUUGAACUCCAAGGAUUGCUGUCUGUGGCGGAGGUAGCGCAGGUGUCCACAGAGUUCGCCAGAGAGGCAGCGGCGUUGGGAGUGAUGGUGGCCACAACAGGAAACGAGAUGGACAUCGAAGCGAUGAACGCUUUUGCCGAAGCGUCGGCAAGAGCCGCUGAAGUCGCAGCGAGUACUUCGGGGACAUUUGUAACGACCUCGCUGGAAACUAAUGGUGCAAACAUUGAGAUGCUGUCGUUGGCCGCAGCACUCGCCGCCGUGGCUGUGGUGCUCCUAUGA